UCGAACAUUGUCGUGCUAAAAACAACCAAGACUUUUCUCCUUUCUAGUUUAAUUAAUGACCUGGUUAAACCUGACUUACGCGCUUCAUCAAAAUCGAAAUCAUCGUUACUAUAAUGGCUUCAAUCUAAAAAUUGAUUGAGUUCCCAUACUUCUUCAAAAUAAAUUUCCAUCCUGCGUUCGACCUUGACCCAUUGGAGGCAAAGAAAGCGAGGUGGCUAUUCGUUGAUGUGAAGGAAUUCACGAGGAAAGUGCAACCAGUAGAGCUGCCAGAAGAGAACAGCUAUAUGUGGCUAUCAAGUGUACAGUGAGUGAACCAUCUUCAACAACCGCAGGAAAAUGGGUGUCCUGCUGGGUUGCAGUUUGAAAAACAAAUAUGUACUUUUUUGUGUAGGUUAUUAUCUAUUAGCCAUAGUUCAUUGCCAAACAGAGAAGAAAGCCAAAGACGAGGGAAAAGAAUUCGAAUGCCCUCAGCAAGUAGGAAAUGGAAAUUUUGCCGAUCCAGGAAAUUGUAGGAGGUUUUACCAGUGCGUUGAUGGAUUUCCAUAUAUGAAUAGGUGUCCCUCAGGGCUCUACUUCGAUGACAUCAGCAAACUUUGCACGUUCAAAAACGAAGUAAGAUGUGGACCAAUAGCAACAACUCCAGCACCUAUCACAGAGCCUCCUACAGACUUAGCAGUAAGAUGCGAUCCUGCAGAUUGCGAACUACCUUACUGUUUCUGUUCCAAAGAUGGAACAUUGAUUCCUGGAGGUUUAAAAGCAGACGACAUUCCACAAAUUGUCCUUCUGACAUUCGACGGCGCUGUGAAUUUGAACAACUUCGAACAUUAUCAAAAAGUGUUCAACAAAAAGAGGCAAAACCCUAAUGGUUGCGAGAUCAAAGGUACUUUCUUCAUAUCCCACGAGUACAGCAAUUACCAGAUGAUACAGAAGUUGGCAAGUGAAGGUCACGAAAUGGCAACAGAGACGAUUUCACUUCAGUCGGGUUUGCAAGAUAAAGGAUAUGAGGAGUGGGUUGGUGAAAUGGUUGGAAUGAGAGAAAUAUUGAAACAUCUGUCGAAUGUAUCUAAAAGCGAAGUGGUAGGAAUGAGAGCGCCGUUUUUGAAACCUGGUCGUAAUACUCAGUACAAGGUAAUAGAAGACUUUGGUUAUAUUUACGACAGUUCCAUAGGGGUACCCCCGUCCGACAUUCCAGUUUGGCCUUACACAUUGGAUUAUAAAAUACCCCAUGAAUGUAAAUCAGGAACGUGCCCAACCAAAUCUUUUCCAGGAGUUUGGGAAGUGCCGCUAAACGAACAUUAUGUCAAGGACUUCGAAGGGGGCCAUUGCCCAUACCUUGACCAAUGUGUACUCCACAACAGCGAUGCCGAAGAAGUUUUCGAAUGGCUGCAAGAAGACUUCAGUAGAUAUUAUGAACAGAACAAAGCUCCCUACAUGAUGCCAUUCCAUACAAACUGGUUUUCUAUCAAGCCAUUAGAAAGGGGACUCCAUAAAUUUUUAGACUGGGCUACAACCUUGCCUGACGUAUACUUCGUGACAGUUACCCAAGCAUUAACAUGGAUAACUGACCCCAAGGCACUGGAUGAACUAAACAAUUACGAGCCUUGGGAUUGCCAAAAAAAGAAGGAAAAUACACCUCCACCCCCGUGCAACAUAUCAAAUAAGUGCGCACUAAACUUCAAAACGCCAGAUAUGAAUUUCACAGACAUAAGAUAUUUGGAAACAUGUUUUGAGUGUCCCAAACAAUAUCCUUGGUUGGGAGAUGCUGGAGGUUCUGGAAUACCAGGAAAGGAUAAUUAUAUUCCAGACAAUGUUAAGUAGUUACUGUAGUAUAGUAUUGAAUGAAUGCCAAAAUUGAGAGGUUAAGUAAAAGUCAAUUCGUUAAUCAACAAUAAAUUAUUGUUUUUAUACA
This is a messenger RNA of Coccinella septempunctata (seven-spotted ladybird), 1909 nucleotides long. It is a transcript of the gene Cda4, whose product is annotated as chitin deacetylase 1. Gene Ontology annotation, biological process: carbohydrate metabolic process. The record is from RefSeq and is a predicted model, not a curated record. Gene Ontology annotation, molecular function: chitin binding. The transcript is spliced from 9 exons. Gene Ontology annotation, cellular component: extracellular region. NCBI's taxonomy places the organism in Eukaryota, Metazoa, Arthropoda, Insecta, Coleoptera, Coccinellidae. Bases 337 to 1818 code for a protein of 493 amino acids.